GGAGCAUUCACGCAAACAUGUCUUGGAAACAGACUGUGAUCGUUGCGGUCAUUGCUGCGACUGUCGUGGGAGCCCUAGUGGGGGUGAUAGUAUGGGCCGUCAUGAGGGAUACCUCGGAUCCACCAGAAGCACCAGAAGUACCAGAAGUACCAGAAGUACCAGAAGUACCAGAAGCACCAGAAGCACCACAACUAAGGCAACUCGAUUGGUGGGAAAACACAGUAAUAUACCAAAUUUACCCGAGGUCAUUUAAAGACAGCGAUGGAGAUGGCAUAGGCGACCUCCAAGGCAUCAUUAGCGAACUGGAACAUCUGGUAGAUGCCGGUGUCGGUGCUCUCUGGAUGUCUCCUAUCUUCAAGUCCCCUAUGAUUGACUUUGGGUAUGAUAUCAGCGACUUUUACGAUAUACAAGAUGAGUACGGCACCAUGGCGGACUUUGAUGAGCUCGUUAGAAAAGCGCAUGCACUCGGGCUUAAAGUAUUGCUGGACUACGUACCAAAUCACGCCAGUACGUAUUCCGAAUACUUUGAAAAGUCGGAAAACAGAGUGCCAGGAUUUGAAAACUACUUCGUUUGGGCUGACCCAGUCAUGGUAGAUGGCGAACGUCAGGUGCCCUCGAACUGGAUAAGUCAAUUUGGUGGCUCUGUCUGGGAGUUUAGCGAAAAACGCCAGCAAUACUACCUCCAUCAGUUUGCAAUUGAACAAGCUGACUUUAACUUCCGGGAGCAGGCGGUCAAAGACGAAAUGAUUAAUAUCAUGUUAUUCUGGAUAGAAAAAGGAGCUGACGGCUUUAGGGUUGACGCCAUCCCUCACUUGUUUGAAACAGCUCCCGAUGCUAAUGGAGUCUACCCAGAUGAACCGCUUUCCGGUAAUAUGUUCUUGAGCCCUGACCAGGCUGGAUACACCACGCAGAUCCACGUGAGGGAUCUCAUAGAAUUAUACGAUGUUGUAUACGAUUGGAGAGAAGCAGUUGACAAAUGGGCACAAAACAAUGGUUCCGACACUAAAGUGCUCCUAGCAGAAGCGUAUGCUAACAUUAGCAUGACUAUGCUUUACUAUGGAGACGAGAAAGGAAGAGUCGGUGCUCAUUUCCCGUUCAACUUUGACUUUAUCACAGCCUUGUCUGCGGAAUCGAAUGCCAGAGAUUUUGCUUACGUCAUCAGGCACUGGCUCACCUACAUGCCAAAAGGAAAUGUGCCCAACUGGGUGUUCGGCAACCACGACCAGAGCCGCAUGCCAUCCAGAUUCAGAAGUAACAUGGUGGAUGGAUUGAACGGGCUGAACAUGUUACUCCCAGGAGUAGCCAUCACCUAUCAGGGCGAGGAAAUCGGUAUGAGGGACGGCUUUGUGAGCUGGGAAGAUACUGUUGACGUAGCAGCCCUUAACCAAGGCAACGAAAGUAAUUACUUGGAGUUCUCCAGGGAUCCUUGCAGGACACCUUACCACUGGAAUAACUCUACUAAUGCUGGAUUUUCAACUGGUCUAAAGACUUGGCUGCCUGUGGCGAAAGAUUACAUGGAAAUAAAUCUCCAGGCGCAGAAAGAUGCGUCUGUUAGUCAUUAUAAGGUAUACCAACAACUGACAAGACUUCGUCAGGAGAAAGCCCUGUCGCACGGUGCAUAUGACGUGCAGGCUCUUAGCAUGAACACGCUGCUUUUGGUGCGGUACCUGAGGACAUACGACACUUACGCCUUGCUGUUCAACGUGGGCUCUGUCAGCGACACCGUCAGCCUCAACCACAUAGAGCUGCUGUCCGAGCCCCUCACAGUGUACGCCGCAAGUGUACACAGUACCAGAACUCCAGGGACAACGGUAGCCUUGAGCAGCAUCACUCUGCAGCCUGGUGAAGCGCUGGUACUGCGAGCUCCACCUACGUGAUCCUAAUUCGUAAUUUCAUAUUCAAAAUUUAAAAUUAAGAAAUUUAUAAUUUUAUGAUUUUGUAAUAAAGUUGAAAAUCUAUUGUAGGUAGAUUUAUAUGCUUUCUAUUUCUAUUGUUACGUUGUAUGCAUUAGUUUUCUAUUUGUACGUACGUGUAUAUAUCGUAUUAUUAAACUAAUUUAUGGAAAUAAAAAUAAAGAUUGCGUCGCUAUUA
Spodoptera exigua (beet armyworm) is the source of this 2091-nucleotide messenger RNA. The record is from the annotation of a GenBank genome assembly. Lineage: Eukaryota; Metazoa; Arthropoda; Insecta; Lepidoptera; Noctuidae.